Peromyscus leucopus (white-footed mouse) is the source of this 4832-nucleotide messenger RNA. RefSeq names its product LIM domains containing 1 (gene Limd1). The transcript has 8 exons. NCBI's taxonomy places the organism in Eukaryota, Metazoa, Chordata, Mammalia, Rodentia, Cricetidae. Bases 437 to 2452 code for a protein of 671 amino acids. The record is from RefSeq and is a predicted model, not a curated record. Gene Ontology annotation, cellular component: P-body; adherens junction; transcription regulator complex. Gene Ontology annotation, biological process: negative regulation of hippo signaling; positive regulation of miRNA-mediated gene silencing; cytoskeleton organization. Gene Ontology annotation, molecular function: transcription corepressor activity.
GCUGCAGUGAGCUCCUCUGGACGCGGCCGCCGCCGGCCCCUGGCCAGCCGCCGCCCAGUGGGUUUGCAAGUUCGGUUGCCCGACGUGGAUGUGGGUUUGCUUUUUUAAUUUACAUUCUCUGUCUUCUUCCGUCUGUUUUUGGUUUUAUGUCUUAGAAAAAAGAACUUUCCAAAGCAGGCCGGGCACAGCUGAAGGCUGCUCUGCCCCCACGUGGACGCUCCCCAGGGGAAAAGAAGUCUGGAAGUAAACUUAGCACCGCUGGCCUGAAGGCCUCAACUUUGGUUGGACUGUAAGUUUUGGAGUCAUGACCUUCUUGCUGGGCAGGUGGGAGUCUUUAUCUUCCUUCGGCUGGACCUGAACCUCGGCCGGCACCCAGAUCACCCUACCCCAUUCACACCUUGUACCGGAGUUAGGACCCCGGACACUGAUCUGCAACAUGGAUAAAUAUGACGACCUGGGCCUGGAGGCCAGUAAGUUCAUCGAGGACCUGAACAUGUAUGAGGCCUCCAAGGAUGGACUCUUCCGUGUGGACAAAGGUGCCGGCAACAACCCUGAAUUUGAGGAAACUAGAAGGGUGUUCGCGACCAAGAUGGCCAAAAUCCACCUCCAGCAGCAGCAGCAGCAACAACAACAACAACAGCAGCUCUUACAGGAGGAGGCCCUGUCUAGGGCGGGCAGAAGCCCGGUCAACGGCGGGAGCCGUCAGGGUGUGAGCAGCAAGGUGGCUGCAGAUGGUGCCGCCAAGCCCCCUCUGGCUGCACCAACAGUGGUACCUGGAUUAGCUACCACCACUGUGGCUGUGCAGCCCUCAUACCCAUCUCAGGAGCAGAGGACCAGGCCAUCUGCCCAUGGUGCAAGGCCUGGCAGUCAGAACUGUGGUUCCAGGGAGGAGGCUGUGAGUUCCCAGAGGCCUGCUUUACACGGUCUGGUUCCCUGUGAAGACCCUUCCUGCCUCACUCAUGGAGACUAUUAUGACAAUUUCUCUUUGGCAAACUCACAGUGGGGUGAUAAAUCAGAAGUGUCCCCCAGCAUGAAUCUGAGUGUAAGGAGUGGGUGGCCUGGUUGCCCAGGGAAUGAUUCCCCAUUGCCCAGAUCCUGCGGGGACACUCACCCUUACCAGCCACAGCUCCCCAUGUGCUCUGGCAGGUCUUCUGAGAGUGGCAUCAGUGGCCAGGAUGGUGGCAUUAGUGGUCAUAGCAAUGUGAAGCCAAUGGGCCUUUGGUCUACUGCUUCCUCUCAGCGAGUUAAUCUCGGCUUUUCUUCUCCGGACUUGGAGAAUGGGGCCCCAGCUCAACCCAGGAGCACAACUGUUUCGGCACCUCUGGUCGCUACCAGCGCUAGCCAAGGAGCUUGUCUGAGAAGAGAUUCAGGUCUGGGAUGUGAGGCUUCAGGCAGGGUCUUCAAACCUACUGUGGACGCUCAGCCUUGGCUCCAGGAUGGGCCCAAGUCUUACCUCUCUGUUUCUGCUCCAUUAUCCUCAACAACUGGCAAGGACAGUACUCAGCCAGGUAUGGCCCCUGGGCUGGGUCCUAAGCCUGGAUGCAUGGACUCUGGCACUGGCCCCCAGCCCAGCCCCACCAGCCUUGUCCAUCCGGUGAUGUCCACCUCAUCUGAGUUAUCUUGUAAAGCGGGUCCUCCCAGCUGGUCCACCGACAGUAGCCAGGGACCUGUGCGCUCAGAAAGCCCCACCCCCACCAAGGUGAGGUUGCCCUGCCAGACCCUCACACCAGGCCCUGAGCUUGGACCCUCCACUGCAGAACUGAAAUUAGAAGCCCUUACCCAGCGUCUGGAGCAAGAGAUGGACGCUCAUCCCAAAGCUGAUUACUUCGGAGCCUGUGUGAAAUGCAGCAAAGGGGUGUUUGGAGCCGGCCAGGCCUGUCAGGCCAUGGGUGACCUCUACCACGAUGCAUGCUUCACCUGUGCAGCCUGCAGCAGGAAGUUAAGAGGAAAAGCCUUCUAUUUUGUCAAUGGCAAAGUAUUCUGUGAGGAAGACUUUUUGUACUCUGGCUUUCAGCAGUCUGCCGACAGGUGUUUUCUUUGUGGACAUCUGAUCAUGGACAUGAUCCUACAGGCCCUGGGGAAGUCCUAUCACCCUGGCUGUUUCCGCUGUGUCAUCUGUAAUGAAUGUCUGGAUGGAGUGCCUUUCACCGUGGACUCAGAGAACAAGAUUUACUGUGUCCGAGAUUACCACAAGGUGCUGGCCCCAAAGUGUGCAGCCUGUGGGCUUCCCAUCCUUCCACCAGAGGGCUCAGAUGAGACCAUCCGUGUUGUGUCCAUGGACAGAGACUACCAUGUGGAAUGCUACCACUGUGAGGACUGUGGCCUAGAGCUCAAUGAUGAGGAUGGUCACCGCUGCUACCCACUGGAAGACCACCUGUUCUGUCACUCCUGCCAUGUCAAGAGGCUGGAGAAAGGACCCUCACUUGCAGCCCUCCACCAGCACCACUUCUAGCCAGAGACACAGUGGGGAGGCAGGGCCAGGGCUGCCCAGGGAGGUGUCUGUGGGGUACUUUUGGGGGCCCCCAGAAGAGGAGGGGCAGGAGGUCAAGUUCCUGCUUGUGUGUGAAGGGUACCUUUCUUUUAACCAUAGCAGUGUGCACUCCCCAUCAAGUACAUGUAUUUUCCAAGUGCUUUUCCCCAUUGCCAUACCCUCACCAAAUCACUCAGGAAGAUGCUCUAACUUGCACAUGGCACCUGACACAAGGUUGGGCCUGUGUAACUGGACACAUCCUAUUCCCUGGAAAUAGUUCAUGUUUCAUGGGGACAGGUUUUCAGAUUGUGUUAAGCACAUUUCUCAAUGUUCCCAAAGAGAAGCAGUGAUGGAGACAAGCGGCACUUCCCUCCUCUAGGAAAAUACCUGCACCCAGAUAACCCUCACACACCCUGUGGUGCGAUUUACAGUUCUUUCCACCUCAGAACUUUAGUUCUUCUGAGAAUGCCGCAAACUCUAACUGCAUUGCGACAAGAAAGAAGUAUUGCAUAUGCUUUGUAUCCUUGGAGUUUGCUUGGUAAACCAGAGCCAAGCUUUGACAUCUGGGAGGCUGGGUCUCCUGUUGUGCCUCUGCCUUUCCUCCCAUUCCUAAGGCAGCUGAGCUGUGGCAGAGGCCUGUCCUGUCCUACACAGCCAGCUUUGAGAGAACUGGUGCAGGCACCAGGCUUCUUGUCCACUGCUUGGUGGUGUUUUUUCUUUGCUUCCUCUCGUCUGUGAUGAUGGAGUUGCUUCCUUAAGGUGAGUCUGAGGAUCUCAAGUGCUCACACCCCUGACACCUCUUUCUGAUUAUUUGCUCAUGAGCUUGAAUCUCAAUCCAUAUCCUGGGAGAGAGCUCCUUUUGAAAGGAGAGUUUGUGUGUGUGUGUGUGUGUGUGUGUGUGUGUGUGUGUGUGUGUGAGAGAGAGAGAGAGAGAGAGAGAGAGAGAGAGAGAGGGAGGGAGGGAGAGAGAGAGGAUGUUACUGAGCUUGUUUCAGAGGUAUCUCUCCUGCCCACUUCUCAGCACAUUCAUUCGGUUUGAAGAAACCAAUAUAAGGUACACUGCUUUUGACAUUUUUUCUUCAUUAUUUCUCUCCACCUGUUUUCCACAGACAAAACAUACCUCACAGAUAGUUUUCACUAAAUCACAGAUCAAGGAGGAAUUAGCCCUUCAUAUUGGAGACUGUUGGUGUAAUUCAGUGGCUAAUUUCCACUCUUGAUUGCAGCUAAGCAGUAUAGUUGCAAAGCAAGGUAAUCAGACUAGAUGCACCUGAAAUCAGCACUCUGGCCCCAUGUGCAUCUGCAUGCUGGCUCCUGGGGUAGCCGGGCUGAGGGAGACCACAUGCUGACAAAAUGUUACGACCACUUCUGAGCUGGGUAGUGGGCACCUGUCCUUACAACAUUUGGGAGACUGAAGUUUGUGAAGUAGGAGUUUAAGGCUGUCCUCAACUAUAUGAGGUCCUGGCUCCACUCAAAAAAAUUUAAAAGAGAUAAAAUAAAAAUUCACCCAGCACUAAAGAACAUAAUUAACUCUGACUAACACUUCCUGAGGUCAGAGGUCAGUGUCUCCUUGGUAGUUCAAAUGGGAGAAACUGGAAAAACAAAAACAAAAUGGCUUUCCAGUUGCCCUCUUAUCUUCAGGGAGUGCCCCAGGAUUUGUGGCAGGAAGGCUGCAGUAUCUCACUUCUGCCAGUCAGGCUGGGCACCCCGCAGCUGGCUUGGGUGAUGAAGCAUGGUCAGUGGAACCCCACCACAUGUGAAUGUGGACUCUUGACUGGGUCCCAGCUCUACCUGUAGGCCAGCUAUUUCAAUCCUGCUGGCCUCCUUUGCCUGUGAGAAGUUCAGAACUGGCACUGGCAACCAAGACCAUCUUUUUCAUUUUUAUAAGGUUCAUUCUGUUGGGAUCCUUUGACCAGAUGUUACUUGUUUCCUGUCCUAGACAGAGCCCCCUUAAAAACAACAACAGCAGCAGCAGCAGCAACAACAACAACAACAAAACAACCAUGAAUAUACUGGGUUAUGGAGAUAAACUCUAAAGCCAGGCUUCUUUCUUCCCUUCAAGUUAUCUAGCUUGGCUUUGACAACGCUGACAGGGAAAGGAAAUGAGCCAGUAAGUCUUUGCCAUUCUUGAGGUGCUGGUGUAGUUGACAUACUUUAUUUCAAUUUUGAGUCAAGAUGAUUAAGAAAGUUGCAUUGGAAUCAAUGUCUGAAGUAGAGGGCAUUUGCUUGCAAAUUGAAUAACUAGUUUAAAACUCUGAUUAAGUUUUUUAAAUGAAAUUCCUGAUUGAGGUGAUUCAGAUGUGUUUGCAAAUAAAUUUUAUAUUACUGAAAAAGAACAAUAAAGGAAUUUGCAGACUUCCUAGAA